Molecule: messenger RNA, 615 nt
Organism: Yarrowia lipolytica CLIB122
Lineage: Eukaryota; Fungi; Ascomycota; Dipodascomycetes; Dipodascales
Source: RefSeq, a predicted model, not a curated record
AUGCGUAGACCGUCUACUUGUACGGAAGGGACAUGCUCCUAUGCUCCCGUAAAAGUACAUGUACUUGAAAUAUCUCCUUCAAAUCACUCCGUCUCUCAAUACAUCAAUCACUCCAUCUCUCGACUCUAUUCGCGACACCACCCAGAAUCGAACUCGCGAUACUAUGGACAGCCACUCGCAAGCUGUCUAGUCGGACCACGCAAAUAUCUCGGUUGUCACGUUGGAGCGGCCAAGACGACCGUCACAAGACACCCAUUGUGUCUGACCAUCCUUCAAAACAAUCGAAAUACCUGUCCAACCCCCCAACCCCCCAAACGGUCCACUUCAUCUCCCGUUCGAAGAGGGGUUAGGGUAGUCAUUUUAGCCAGCGACGUUGGGAGUUUGAAAACAAGGUUCGGGCAUUCCCUCGACCCUCAUUGGUCCGGCUGGCUGGGUCUAUUAUCGCCAACUUUUCAAGUGUCUGACUGCACAUUAGUUCUAACCCAAGCAGAAAUGUCUGGAAUUCAGGUGAGUGACAUUGUGAGAGAAGGCGGCGAGAGCGGAGAGGGCGAGCGGCGAACGACAGGAUGGCGGGGCGUUUUCGGACCGCUUCUUGAUGGAUUGCGGGAAGGAUAA